AUACACCUAAUUCUGUUUUUACACGAAUUAUUUUUACACGAAUUUGAAAUAACACGAGUAAAUACGAAAAAAUAUUUCUAUUUUUACACGACACAAUUUGAAAUAACACGAAUACAAAAAAAACAAAAUUACUUUUUUUACAUGAAUUAUUGGAUUUAACACGUUUUUUUUUUCAAUUAUUGUAUUCACAGUUUAUGGUAAAUUUCAUAUGUGGCAACUUUGCCCGAUAUUUGACAUUUAAACUGUGAACGCACAAUUCGUGUUUUUGUUUCCUGGUAAAGUGGCAACUUUGAUCAGCUGACUAAUGCGGGAUUCCCCGAAUUAUUGAAAAAGUAAAAACGUACAUAAUGUAUUGUACACACAAUUUAGUUCCUAUUUGACAAUUAUAAUUGAAAGAUCGUUAGUUUUUGCUGAUUUUUAACAAGUGCUAAGUAAAAUAAAGUAGAAGCUCAUAUAAUUUUGGUAGACCAAUAACAGCCAUACCCAUGUUACAUAAUUCUCCUGCAUUAAAAAUGAGGAAAGCGAUCAGCUUAGAUACCAAAAUCAAAAUUUUAGAUCAACUUGCAACGGGACAAGGCGCAACGGUUGUGGGAAAUAAUUUCGGAAUCCAUGAAGCUACUGUAAGAACAAUUAAAAAAAAUGAAACGGCAAUUAGAGCAUCAGUAUGUUCUGGAACAAAAUUAAGUGCAAAGUCAUCAUCGUAUGUAAGGGAUGUUGUUAAAGAGAAAAUGGAAAAAGCUUUGGUAAUCUGGAUAGAAGACAAAUCCCAAAGAGAAUACCAGUAGACGGACUUGCUAUCAAGCAGACAGCGUUAAGAAUCUAUAAAAUAUCCAGAAUCUAUAACGUAUCCAGGAAAUUGAUCCAGAUACAUCAUCUCAGUCAAAACAACAUGCAUUUUCCGCAAGUACUGGUUGGAUGACUGGUUUUUUAAAAAGACACGCUCUCCACAAUAUAAAAAUUAAGGGAGAAACUGCAUCCGCUGAUGAAUUGGCUGCUAAAGAAUUUCCCGAAAAACUAAAAAAAAUUAUUGAAGAAUGAGAAUAUACUCCAGACCAAGUUUGGAAUUUAGAUGAAAGCGGCCUUUUUUGGAAGAGAAUGCCUAGAAGAACUUAUGUAGCAAAAUCGCAGAAAACAGCCGGUGGUUUUAAAGUAGCAAAGGACCGUAUUACGUUGUUGUUUUGUUCCAAUGCUUCAGGAGAACGUAUUCUUAAGCCACUCCUAGUACAUCGUGCCUUAAGACCACGUUCCAUGAAAAGUGUAGAUUUCAAUAAAUUGCCUGUACACUGGAUGGCGAACAAAAAGGCUUGGGUAACCAGUGCAAUUUUCACAGAGUGGUUUCAGAAGCACUUCAUCCCAGAAGUUAGGCGCUACAUGAAAGAAAAAUGUCUCGAAUUUAAAGUUCUUUUGAUUCUAGACAAUGCACCAGGCCAUCCAGUUUUGGAGCACCCAAACGUACAAUUUUGUUUUUUGCCGCCUAAUACCACUUCCCUUAUACAGCCACUAGACCAGGGGAUAAUUGCUACGUUUAAAACGUAUUACAUAAGAAGUUCAUUUCAUUAUGUUGUAGAAAAACUUGAUAAUUAUGAGGAAUCAUCAGUCAUAGAUGAAUGGAAAAAAUUUUCUAUAAUGGACUGCAUUAAUCAAGUCAAGAUCGCGUUAGAUUUAUUAAAGCCAUCAACUUUGAACUCGUGUUGGAAAAAUAUUUGGCCAGACUGCGUAAAAUGCAAAGAUCCUGUUAUCGAUAAUAACGCUGAACUUGCUGAUAUAAUAACAAUGGCCAAUGCAAUCGGUGGGGAUGGUUUCGAUGACCUAUCGUUAGCAGAUGUAGAAGAAUUGUUGGUAGAUGAAAGCUUGAGCGAAAAUGAAAUUAUCGAAUUCACCCUUGAGACUCGCUAUGAUAAAGAACAUAGUGACAGUGACGAAAGAGAUCGUCCAAUUUUGAAAGCAUCUCUAAUUAAAGAAGGUCUUGAUCUCGCUACAAAAUUAGGUAGUCAUUUUGAACAACAUGAUCAUGACGAGGAACGAGCUGCCAAAUUUCAACGUGAACUGAAAUCAUUAAUGGCAUCUUACAGGGAAGUUUAUAAUGGGUUAACGCGAAAUAAAACUCAAUCUAAGAUAACUGAUUUCGUUCAAAAAUCUACUGAUGUCCCAACACAGUCGGCUAGAAAUGGUAAUUAACUCAGUGUUGUAACCUGAUGCGGACUAUGAUUCCUUUCUUCUGUGUUGUUGUUGUUGAUCGAGAUGCUACUUUGAUGACUUUCCUGUGUUUGUCCACUUGAAAGGGAAUGUAUCACUGGUGUUUGCACUACCAAUAUCGUGUGAUAAUUAUUCACUCUAGAUAUUUUCACUUGUUGCGGAUGAUCUCCUUUUUCCUUUUUAUUCACUUGUUGUGUUGCUCCGUGUUCACUUGUAUUGCUUGUAUCAAUUGUGUCUCGCUUGUGUAUUCACUUCUAAUAAGACUUAAGGCAAAAAGCGCGCGAAAGUUAUUUCUUUUUGUUUCUCCUUCUGUUCUUGUGUGUGAAGUUGGGGCGGUUGAUAUUCCUCUGCCUUACGCCUCUUUUACUUUAUGUAAUUUGUGGGAGUAAUGCAGAGGAGUAUUUGUUUGGAUUAAACAUCCCGGCCACCUUGCAGAAUCUGCGAAAUAAUUGAGUAUUAAUAGGGUAACAUAUUGAUUGAAAGAUUUGAGAUUGAUUGAAGUAAUUAUCAGCAGUAUACUUAGGGUUAGAUGGUGCCAGUAAGGGUCCAGCCAAAUGCUGUAUUCUGCUCUACCACUGUACCAUUGUCUGGUUUGAAGAGUCCACUUCGGAUAAUUUGUGGGUAGAUAUCCUCUCCGAUCCCCAACGUUAACUCUUUGUUGCUAUGAAAUUAAGGGUCAGCGAGAACUAAGUGUUCAAAGCGCAUUUGCAUAUCGUCACUUAGAUCUCGCUCAUAGGGUUUUC
Messenger RNA from Bactrocera dorsalis (oriental fruit fly), 2939 nucleotides. Its product is annotated as tigger transposable element-derived protein 1-like. NCBI's taxonomy places the organism in Eukaryota, Metazoa, Arthropoda, Insecta, Diptera, Tephritidae. The coding region runs from base 1096 to 2178 and encodes 360 amino acids. Gene Ontology annotation, cellular component: nucleus. The record is from RefSeq and is a predicted model, not a curated record. The transcript has 2 exons. Gene Ontology annotation, molecular function: DNA binding.